UUAAAUCAGACUUUGUUGAACUUUAUUCAGGUAGUUGUCUGUUGGCAGAGUUCGCACAAAACCUCAAGGAAAGCAUCUGUUCCUGUAAUUCUACCUGAGUGCCAUUAAAAGGGUUGACUUAUUUCCGAUUGAUUAGGUAUCAAUGGAUUUUUGGUGUAAUUCGUUCAACUUUUAAACCUAAAACUAACGGAGGUUGAGACUGUACACGUAUUCAGAUAGCCAACUGUAAAAUUGACUAGAAUCCCUCCUAUAAUUCCAUUAAAUUUAUUACAAAUUUAUGAUUUCCUUAUAAAAGAUAUUUUAGCUUCUUACUUGGUGAGUAGCACAUUUUAGUGAUACAGGCUCAACUAAUUUUAAGCAGUUACGUGUUAUGCAAUUCAUAAGUAUGUUUUCAGAAGGUUAUUUACAGUUUAAAGUUUGAAAAUAAUUGUGUGGAUGACGUAAAGCAAUGUUUUCCUUGUGAGAUAAAUAUUUACGCGUCCUGUGUGUGUCAAAUCACAGUUCGUAAUCAUAAUUAAGGAGCUGCACCUCACGUAACCGGUAGUUGACCAGUGGACUUGUUCGCUUAAAUAUUUGUUCCAUUGUUCUCAGAACUUCCCUGCUCUUCGUUCUGGACUCUAUGUAUCUUACCACGUUACAUAAACCUACAUACAUUUGACUGGACCAUUCGUGAUGAUGAUGGUUCUACUAACGCUUGCUCUGGAAGUGCAUAAAUCUGCACACAACAGAUUUUAGCCAUCAUUGUAGUCUGGAACACGGUGAAGUGAGCUUGUGCUUUGAUGUGGGAUGAAAAACAUCCAGAACCCUUUCGACAUCUUCUGACAUUCAAGGACGUAGAGAGCACUUUUAGCCUCAAGGUCUCUGUGCUAUUUAUAUAAUCGUCGUGGUACUUCUUCAAGGGCUUGCAUACCCCGAGUACAACUUCAAAUCACGUUACUACGAAUUUCUUCUGGAUACAAAAAAAUUAAACUGGUUCAAUUUUGAUAUUGAAUUUCUUGACUUUAAUAAUUAAGUGCCAAGCGUGGGCAGAGUAAAUACAUGUGCAUACGUAUAAACCUGCAUGAGUUGUGGGUUUUGUGAAGGACUGGAUAACUGAAAACAGGGGUACUUUGCAAAUUCAUCGCAUAAAGAGAACAAAGACAUGGAAGAGUCUACAUCCUGGUCCAUUACCAACAUUGGGAGAGUUGUUCUCCAGUGGUACUGCUUGACAUGGUUAUCAGUGGUCAACGCCGCGCUUGGGAUGCUGGUGGCGAGUAUUUUCAGACUGCUCUUUUGGAUAUACGACAUUAUAGGCUCCGUAAUCCUGGCUGUCUUAUUUAAAUUCCCAGCAGAAAAAAACCCGCUGCCACCAAUUGGAAAUAGGAAAUUCCUCAGACAAAGCGUGACUGAAAUAGCGGACCAGAUUCGAAGGCGUGAAAUAACUUCAGAAGAAGUUGUGCGAGCAUUUAUCGGACGAAUUGAGGAAGUCAAUAAUCAAAUUACGGCGCUCGUGGACGAGCGUUUCGAUCUGGCCAUAGAGGAGGCGAGAAAAGUGGACAAACUGAUCCAGUCGGGAGAAUAUGACGAAACCGAACUUCAGGACAAAUUUCCCUUGUUGGGCGUUCCCUUCACCAUCAAGGACUCCUUCUGUGUUGCAGGAUUGAAGCACACUGCUGGACUCCACCUUCGGAAAGAGAUCACGGCCCCACAAGACGCCGACGUUGUAAAGUCACUUAAGCGUGUUGGAGCCAUUCCGUUGGGAGUCACGAAUGUGUCUGAGCUCUGCAUGUGGUGGGAAUCUGUUAACACAGUGUACGGAAGGUCAAAAAAUCCCUACGACACGCGACAUAUUACUGGCGGAUCUUCAGGUGGCGAAGGAGCACUUCAAGCCUGUGCUGGGAGUGCAUUUGGUGUGGGGUCAGACAUCGCCGGAUCAAUUAGAAUGCCAUCAUUUUUUUGUGGCCUGUUUGGACACAAGCCUUCGACUGGCUUAAUUUCUAAUUGGGGCCAGGUUCCCGAAACUUUUGGAAGAUUGGCAGAGCUGUUAACCACGGGACCCAUGGUUCGUCACGCUCGAGACAUGCGACUCCUCCUGGACGUUAUGCUGGGAGAUAACAUUAAAAAGAUCAACAAAGUGCCGGAAAUGAAGCAAAUGCGUGUGCUAUACAUGGUCCAUGAUGGUGGCAGCCCUUUAGCCUCUCCUGUCAACGAUGAGAUGCAAGACUGUGUUCGAAGGUGUGUCCAGCAUUUGGAAUAUAAAUACGGAGUUAAGCCACAGAAAGUGAAUAUCAUCAAACUUUAUCACAGUUUGGAGAUUUGGGCUCAAACUUUGUGUGGAGCUGGGGCAGUGCCAUUUUGCGAAGAAUUAGCCUUAAAACAGGGCAAGGUAAAUCCAUUCUUGGAACUCAUUAAGUUCUUCUUCAACGCUUCACCCCACACAUUUCCUGCCAUAGUUUUGGGGCUUGUAGAAAAAGUUGCCUAUGUUGGCACCAAGCUACCAAGACAUCAAAAUAUGAUUGAGAUGGGAAACUCAUUUGUUAAAGAGUUCCAGGAAUUGAUGAGUGACGAUGCCAUUUUCAUUUAUCCUUCACAUCCGACUGCAGCUCCCAGGCACCACGAGCCAUGGUUGGCCCCCGCAGAUUUCUCCUACUGCGGAAUUUUCAACGUCCUAGGAGUUCCGGUGACCCAGGUGCCCAUGGGGUUAGGGUCGAAGGGUCUGCCCAUCGGUGUUCAAGUGGUGGGUGGGAUUAACUCUGAUCAUCUCACAAUUAAAGUAGCCGAGGAGUUGGAAGCAGCCUUCGGAGGAUGGGUGCCACCAAGCUGAGACAGACAGCAUUAGUUGUAUAGUUUUACAUUAGUUUAGUUCACCUGUAAGCGUAAAACUUGUAACCUUUUACAUUAUCCUUAAAAUAUUAAGAUUUCAUAAAUUGUAAAUAGACGUCGUCUGCCAAAUGAAUGAUCGUAGCAACACGUCCGAUAUGCUACAGGGGAAGAAGUGGGAGAAAGUUGCAAUUGCGUGGGGUAAUUUAUGGAGUUGUCGUAUUAAACGGGGGGUAUUUUUGUGAUAUCGCCUCACGCCACAAUUUUUAUAUAGUGAUAAAUAUUAUUGUUGUUCCUGUUACUGCUCAUAAUCUAAAAGGUCCAACAAAUUAUUGUUUGUUGAGCCUUUUGGUCUUAUGAACUACUGCAAUGUAAAAAUUAGGGUAAUAUAAUUUUGUGUGUGCGUACUAAGUCAAAGCAAACCGUGAUUUUGAUGCACUGAUUAAUUUGAAAUCUGUCAGGAAUUCAAAUUUUACGUCAAUUUGCAAAUCAUUCGACACUUGUUAACAAAAUCACGCUUAUAAAUUUAGACAUGAGCGAUGCUGUUAAUACUAGCAAUAAAUCCAUCAUUUAGUAGUUAUUAUUGUUGUUACAGAUUUACUUAGGAUUAGUUGGUAAAUUGCUGUCAAUUAUUUACUAACUUGACGAGAUUACGAGUUACAGAACUCGUAAUCUCGUCAUCUUUCGUAAUAUGUGACUUGUAAGAGAAUGCGAGAUUAGAAAUCUUACUUGCAUAAAGUACUUUAACUGUAAUCCGUAUUUCUCUUAUCCAGUGAUAAAUAAGAUGUAUAUAUCGGAGAAAUAAAAUGGUUUUUCCACGCGAACAGUAAAUAAAGUACAUACCUAUGCAGUCAA
Messenger RNA from Folsomia candida, 3654 nucleotides. Its product is annotated as fatty-acid amide hydrolase 2-B. The record is from RefSeq and is a predicted model, not a curated record. The transcript is spliced from 14 exons. Bases 1142 to 2803 code for a protein of 553 amino acids. Lineage: Eukaryota; Metazoa; Arthropoda; Collembola; Entomobryomorpha; Isotomidae.